UCCCUGCCCCAUGGCUAUUGAUUGCCACCACGCACCCACGCACAUGGAGAACCCACUCCCGCAGCAACAGUAGAUAAUUUAGCGUUUUCCCUCUCUCCCUCCCAUGCCUUGCUUGUGCUUGUCUAGGUUCGGUCUACUCCAAAUCUCUUCAAUGGUCACUCUUCCCCAGAUUCAAUUCCUUUCUUUUUAAAUCCCCUCACAUUCCCACGCCUCGUAUCGCGUGUCACUCUCUUUUUCCUCUCUCACCUCGUCUCACCCCCCUCUACAACACUGUUGCUGUUGUAGUUGUCUUAUCCUCCCUCCCUCCCGAUUAUGUCUAAACACGACUCGGCCAGCACAAGCACUGGAGUCAUGGACCCCGUCGCAGAGCAGAAGCCUCGUCGAGGCUCAAAGGCCUCGCUCGGAAACACUGAGGGUGCUGAUCAGCUCCUCGAGAACCUCGGCUACAAGGCUGAGCUGUCGCGUAACCGCUCUACCUUCCAGGUCGCCUUCAUGUCCUUCGUCCUCGCAUCCAUUCCCUACGGUCUCGCUACGACCCUGGUUUAUCCUCUGAUUGGAGGCGGUCCCGUCAACGUCAUCUGGGGCUGGCUCGCCGUCUCCCUCAUCAUUGUCUGUGUUGCUUGCUCUCUCGGUGAAAUCACCAGUGUCUAUCCUACCGCUGGAGGUGUUUACUACCAGGCCUUUAUGCUUUCUCCUCCUCGAUGGCGUCGCAUUGCUAGCUGGAUUUGUGGCUGGCUCUAUAUCGUUGGAAACAUCACCAUCACUCUCGCCGUGAACUUCGGUACCGCCCUCUUCAUCGUCGGCUGUGUCAAUGUCUUCGAGAAAAGCCCUGGCGUUGGUGUCAUGUCUGGAGAGCCUUACCAGGUCUUCCUUGUCUUCCUUGGCCUGACUCUCCUGUGCAAUGCUGUCUCUGCGCUCGGUAACAAGUGGCUUCCCUGGAUUGAUACCGCCGCUAUCUUCUGGACCUUCGCUGGUCUCAUCGCUAUCAUCGCCACUAUCCUUGCUAUUGCUAAGAACGGACGUCGUGAUGCUAACUGGGUCUUUACACACUUCGAGGACAACUCCGGCUGGCCCAAGGGAUGGUCUUUCUGCGUCGGUCUCCUCCACGCUGCUUAUGCUACUUCUUCUACUGGAAUGAUUAUCUCCAUGUGCGAGGAGGUUCAGAACCCUCAGGUCCAGGUCCCCAAGGCCAUGGUCGCUACCAUCUUCAUCAACACCUUCGCCGGUCUUCUCUUCCUCAUCCCUCUCAUGUUCGUCAUGCCCGAGAUCCAGGACGUCAUCGUCUCCGCCCAACCCGUGCCUCUCAUCAUCAAGAGCGCUGUUGGCAGCUCCGGCGGUGCCUUCGGUCUUCUCAUUCCUCUCAUCGUUCUCGCCAUUAUUUGCGGUAUUGGCUGCACAACUGCCAGUUCUCGAUGCGCUUGGGCUUUCGCUCGUGAUGGUGCCAUUCCCGGUGCCAGGAUGUGGUCCAAGGUCAACACCUCUCUCGAUGUUCCCCUGAACGCUAUGAUGCUUUGCAUGGUUAUUGAGAUCAUCCUCGGUGUUAUCUACUUCGGAUCCUCCGCCGCCUUCAACGCUUUCUCCGGUGUCGGUGUCAUUUGCUUGACUGCUUCUUACGCCACUCCUAUUGCUAUCAGUCUUGCUACUGGUCGCAAGCAGGUCAAGACUGGCCAGUUCUACCUCGGAAAGUUUGGUGCUGUUGCCAACUGGAUCGCUCUCGCCUGGUCUCUGUUGGCUAUGCCCCUCUUCUGCAUGCCCUCCGCCAUCCCCGUUACCGCCGAAACCGUCAAUUACGCCCCCGUUGUCUUCGUCUUUGCUUGCAUGGUUUCUGGUAUCUGGUACUGGGUCUGGGGUCACAAGAACUAUGCUGGUCCUCCUACCCACGAGGACUAAGCUGUUGAAGCAAGCAGGAUCUAGAUGCUUGACAGUGCAGUGCGCUUCGCUUCGUUUGACAUUUCAUAUCAAUAUCAGUCAGUAUAUAUGUGCGACAGUUUAAUUCGUGCCUAUGCUUGCCAGCGCGAUGUGCUUGAUACCCCGCCCGGCCUGUACUCAAGGCCUGUGAUGCUCUUGGUAUUAGCUAGAAGAUAUCCAUAAUUCAAUAUUGUUAAGCUUCAA
Messenger RNA from Fusarium oxysporum Fo47, 2112 nucleotides. Its product is annotated as amino acid/polyamine transporter I. Gene Ontology annotation, cellular component: membrane. Bases 313 to 1890 code for a protein of 525 amino acids. Gene Ontology annotation, biological process: amino acid transport; transmembrane transport. The transcript has 5 exons. Lineage: Eukaryota; Fungi; Ascomycota; Sordariomycetes; Hypocreales; Nectriaceae. Gene Ontology annotation, molecular function: transmembrane transporter activity. The record is from RefSeq and is a predicted model, not a curated record.